Anthostomella pinea is the source of this 660-nucleotide messenger RNA. The record is from the annotation of a GenBank genome assembly. NCBI's taxonomy places the organism in Eukaryota, Fungi, Ascomycota, Sordariomycetes, Xylariales, Xylariaceae.
AUGGCUCCCGUGGUCAUACUGAUACGCCAUGCCGAAGGCCUACACAGCAAGUACCGCGCACACGACUGGAGCAUAUUCGACCCCAAGUUGACGGUGAAGGGCAUAGAGCAAUGCAAAGUCCUCGCGGCCGAGCUUGAGCCCAGGUUCCCCUUCACGCGAGAGGAGAGCUUGAUCGUUGUGAGCCCGUUGGCACGAACGCUACAGACAGUCCAGCACAGCCUCCCCUGGCUCCAAGCUCGUGGCGUCCCGGUCGAAGUGCGUGCUGAGUGGCAGGAAACCACGGCCAACCCCUGUGACGUUGGCGCCGCGCUGUCCGAGCUCGAGGCAGACUGGCCGGACUUCGACUUCUCGAAGGUGGAUCCGGUAUAUCCUGAGAAGACAGGAUUGUAUGGGCCAUCGGAGGAGGCUAUUCAGAACAGGGCUUCCGUUGUUCGGCGGUGGCUCUUUGAGCGCCCUGAGAAAUGUGUCGUGGUUGUCACCCACUCCGGCUUCCUCCGGAGGCUUGUUCAUGGACCAAAGUACCAGAAUGUAGAGUACAGAGCCUACAGAUUCGCCGAUGGACUUGCGGAAGGGGAGCUGGAGCUUAAGGAGUUGAACAAGGAGAGGCCGCUUGAGCAUGAAGAAGACCUCUCAUCGAAGCAUCCACGCAUCGGAGCAUAG